AUGCCCACCAUCUCCUCAUAUUCAUGUAUUGAGGCCAAUCAAGGAUACAACUUGUUGAAAAAUAAUCAUUUUCUCCCCAACUUGGUCCUCAGCUGGAGCAGAUCCCUGACCCUCUCAUCUCCCGAGGCUGUGAACACCCCUGCCAACACAGCAGGAGGGGAGCCAGGGGUUGGAGCGGAGCUUCCCUGGCGGCGCCGGGAUGGUGAGUGCGGCGCGGGCGGGAGCGAGGGGCGGCGGCGGCUCCGCGGCGCGCUGACCCCGCUUUGCUCUCGUGCCCAGGCCUCCAGCUUUAAGAAAGCCUCGUUGGGCGGCGCGGCGCCGAGGAAGAAGGCCAGCGCCAAGCUGGAGCUCACCGAGGAGCAGAAGCAGGAGAUCCGUGAGGCCUUCGAUCUCUUUGACGCAGAUGGCACCGGCAACAUAGACGUGAAGGAGCUGAAGGUAGCCAUGAGAGCACUAGGGUUUGAACCAAAAAAAGAAGAGAUCAAGAAAAUGAUAUCAGAUAUUGACAAGGAAGGAACAGGAAAAAUCAGCUUCAAUGACUUCUUGGCAGUGAUGACACAGAAAAUGGCUGAAAAAGAUUCCAAAGAGGAGAUUCUCAAAGCUUUCAAACUCUUUGAUGAUGAUGAAACGGGCAAGAUCUCUUUCAAAAACCUCAAACGCGUAGCCAAAGAACUGGGGGAAAAUCUCACCGAUGAAGAGCUUCAGGAAAUGAUUGAUGAAGCAGAUAGAGAUGGGGAUGGGGAAGUGAAUGAGCAAGAAUUCCUGCGGAUCAUGAAGAAGACCAGCCUUUACUGAAGCUCAGUUUUAUUUAUUUGUGCACUUGUGCAUGUAU
Molecule: messenger RNA, 832 nt
Organism: Tinamus guttatus (white-throated tinamou)
Lineage: Eukaryota; Metazoa; Chordata; Aves; Tinamiformes; Tinamidae
Gene: CETN2
Product: centrin 2
Cellular component (GO): myosin II complex
Molecular function (GO): calcium ion binding
Source: RefSeq, a predicted model, not a curated record